Rattus norvegicus (Norway rat) is the source of this 936-nucleotide messenger RNA. It is a transcript of the gene Or4c114, whose product is annotated as olfactory receptor family 4 subfamily C member 114. Gene Ontology annotation, cellular component: plasma membrane; membrane. The record is from RefSeq and is marked reviewed. The coding region runs from base 1 to 936 and encodes 311 amino acids. Gene Ontology annotation, biological process: G protein-coupled receptor signaling pathway; signal transduction; detection of chemical stimulus involved in sensory perception of smell. Lineage: Eukaryota; Metazoa; Chordata; Mammalia; Rodentia; Muridae. Gene Ontology annotation, molecular function: olfactory receptor activity; G protein-coupled receptor activity. The transcript has a single exon.
AUGCAAAACCAGAGCUUUGUCACUGAGUUUAUACUACUGGGGCUUUCACAGAACGUGAAUGUGGAGAAAAUGCUAUUGGUUUUAUUUUUGUUUAUCUACCUUUCAACUAUUGUGGGCAACAUGAUAAUUGUGGUGACCAUCAUCUACAGCCCUAUACUACUGGGGUCCCCCAUGUACUUCUUUUUGAUAUUCCUGUCCUUACUGGAUGCAUUCACUUCUUCAACUGUCACCCCCAAGAUAAUCAUAGACUGCUUCUAUGAGAGGAAGACCAUCUGCUUUGAAUGUUGUAUGACACAACUGUUUGCUGUCCACUUUUUCACUGGGGCAGAAGUGAUUGUCCUGUCAGCCAUGGCCUAUGACCGCUAUGUGGCCAUCUGCAAGCCACUUCACUACUCUUCCAUCAUGACCCAGAGGCUUUGUAGAAUUUUGGUGGUUGUGUCCUGGGCAGGGGGAUUCUUGCAUUCUAUCAUACAGAUUAUCUUCACUUUGCAGCUGCCUUUCUGUGGACCCAAUAUCAUUGAUCAUUACAUGUGUGACUUGUUCCCAUUACUGAAGCUUGCCUGUACUGACACACACAUUUAUGUCUUUAUGAUAUUUGCCAACAGUGGUGCUAUAUGCAUUAUAAUCUUCUCUUUAUUGCUUGUCUCCUAUGGUGUCAUCUUGUUUUCUCUGAGAGCCCAUAGCUCUGAAGGUCGACGUAAAGCUCUCUCCACCUGUGGAUCGCAUAUAAUUGUUGUGAUUUUGUGCUUUGUUCCAUGUCUGUUAAUAUAUGCAAGACCCACUUCUGCAUUCUCCUUUGAGAAAAACAUGCUUAUAUUUAUCAAUGUCCUCACACCAUUGCUAAAUCCUAUGGUUUACACUUUCAGGAAUAAGGAAAUGAAGAAUGCCAUCAGAAAAAUGUGGAUGAGAUUAAUAGUGGUUUCUGAUGAAUUUUAA